CUUUCUUUUCUUUCCCCCCUCCUCUUUUUUCUGUUAUAAGGUUAAUUUAACAAUGAGGAAGCACUUUCAUCCAUUGGAAAAUGCACCUUAGAACACUGUCAUGGCUGCGGGAAUGACACUGAUUUCCUGAGGCUGAAGGUAUGUGAUUUCCAUUGGUGUAAUUCAAUGAAAUUAGAAGAAGAAAAGCUUGCCUCUAUCUUUUGCUUUCUUCUUUCCUGGUAGAUUCGCCUUAAGCAUGCUUGUUGACAUGUACUUUUGUGGUGUUCUUUUCUUGAAUAACUGGGUAACCAUUUUAUCUUUCCUCCAUCUCCGGUCCUUCAUUUUGUGCAAUCGUAUUUUGAACUAUUUUUGAAUUCUUUGUCAACCAUUGCAAGUAGGAGGUUGCAAGAAAAAGUAUAUAUGCUUGGAAUACCUUUACGGGCAAACAGUAAUAGAUAGAUUAAACAGCUAGACUUUGGCAGCACGGGUGGAAAUGGUCACCCAAUGCUUUUGGCAAAGUUUAUACCUUGAGUAAAAGGUUUCGUACGUACUCAAGGCAAUCAUCAGUAAAAUAAGAUCGUAGGAGCAUAACCGAAGGCCAUCAAACAGACAUUUUAUAAUGCACCUCUUGUUAAUAGUUGGAAGCUUGACCCAUUAGCAGCAUCCGACCCAGAUCGUCUGCGUCUUUCAUUAGUCUACAUUCUAUAUUGUCAAUGGCGGAACAGAGGCAGGGCUUCCUCUCUAGGCUCCCUUGGCGAUCACGAGCACGAACUCCUCGCCGGACACCACAAGUCCCUGCUGCCGUUGAAAGCAGCAGCGAAACCCCUACCCAGCCCACCACAAGGGCUCCCCGUGCCCAGAGGUCACCUUUUAGGCCUGCUGGGGUGGCCUCCCCUCCUUCCCAGUCUCAAGCAUCAACAAGAACCGAGUCUCAACCAUCAAAUGAAAACGCUCAAUCCCGAGUUACUUCUCUACCAGCACGACCAUCCCGUGCAACAAGGCAAUCCCGAGCUGCCUCUCAAGCACCUUCACCAUCACGCACAGCUAAACAAUCCCAAGCUGCCACUGAACCUCCUCUAUCCCCAUCUCAGGUCAUCCCUAAACUCCAGGCUGCCCCUCAGCCAUUGCCCAUGUCUCCAUUAGCUUCUAAGACUCAGCCAGAAUCACAUGAAGCUUCAGAGGCGCAAUCCCCGUCUAAAACUCAAGAGGUGCACGAGUCUCCCCCGGGUUCCACCAACCCCCCCUUGCCUGUCUCCCAAGAAGAGCCGAAACUCGAGAGUUUAGAGCCAGCAUCACAAGAGUUGCAGACAAAGGCGGAACAAGUCUCUACGGUUGUUGAACCAAAGGCACCUCAAAGUUCAGAUAGAAAUCCCGAGGAAACUGUUGAAAAGAACGAAAUCAUACAUGAACUCGGGAACAAGGAGAAGAUCGAUGAUGUCACUCGGGAGUUCAGGCAGAGGACUGCAGCAUCAGGCUCAAGCGUACCAAACAAAAUGCAUCAAAAUGCUGCAUUUGAUGCAGAGCAAAAGCAACUAGAGAAAGAAGUGAUUCAUACCAGAACGGGGCCAUUAACCAACUUCAGCUCUAACGGGAAACAAACCAAAACUGUGAUUCCAAAUCUGAAGGACAGAGAAAGGCCUCCCCAGAAUAAAGAGAUCAGGGAUGAUAUUUCUGAGUUCGUUCAUAAGAUGGUUACCGAACAGCCAAAGGAUCCAAUGGCUGACAAAUUAGUUGUCAUGACCUUAGCUGGUGAAAACAGAGGAGCAUCCAUGCAACUGGGCUCAAAAUCGGCAGACAGAGAUGGGACGGUCUACAUUCACAGGGGCUAUAAGAUCAACCAAGACGUGAGCACUGAAGCCACCACUGAUAGAGAGGUAAACUUCGAGAGAAGAGAGUCAAAUUAUUCAAAACAUGAAGAAGACCAGAUGCCAGAAAAAUAUAUAAACAAUAAUGUACAGAGCAUCAACAACUCUAUUGUGUUGGACGGUUUCAUUACCGAAGGGAGUCCUGGUGUACAGAUCGUCCGUUCUUGCAACCACAUGGAACCUUUAAGCCCUGCAAAAAAAACAGAGUCCAUCGGUACCCACAGGGCCGAAUUUAAUGUUACACCAGCACAGAAGCUUACCUACGAGCCCAGAGUUAGAAGAAGAUGUUUGCGAGGGCUUUUCAUGGAGCCAAGUGACUCGGACUCAGAUAACCCCGAAAAGCCCCCGCGUCAUGGUUGCCGCUACUGCAAGGAGAAGAACGAAGAAAACCAGAUAGAUAUUUUCUAA
Diospyros lotus (date-plum) is the source of this 2252-nucleotide messenger RNA. RefSeq lists its product as uncharacterized. Bases 693 to 2252 code for a protein of 519 amino acids. The record is from RefSeq and is a predicted model, not a curated record. The transcript has a single exon. Lineage: Eukaryota; Viridiplantae; Streptophyta; Magnoliopsida; Ericales; Ebenaceae.